This is a messenger RNA of [Candida] anglica, 2010 nucleotides long. NCBI's taxonomy places the organism in Eukaryota, Fungi, Ascomycota, Pichiomycetes, Serinales, Debaryomycetaceae. The record is from the annotation of a GenBank genome assembly.
AUGGAAACUCCUGUGAAUGGUUUGGAGAUAAUGACACAACAGUUAUUACCAGAAUCGAACCAGUUGGCGUUUAUAACCCCAAAUGGGACACCUAGAACUAAUGAUAAUAUUGAUGAUGAUAAAAAGAGAUCUCAUGUUGACAACGAUGAAAUACCAACAAGUAAAAGAUCUAAAAUAGACAAUACGAAUACGUUGGUAAACUCCGUAUCAGAAAAUAUUAAUACUCCAACACCAGAGAUUGAAGAGAAUGUAACGAAGAAGGAUAAUUCUACAACUCAACAGGAAAAAGACGCGUCAACUACUCCAAUUACUCCAUUAUUAUCAUCACCACCACCUCAAGUCGAAGGUGAAAAACCACUAACAAAGAAACAAUUGGAAAAAAUUGAACGUCAAAAGCAAAGAGAAAUUGAGAAACAAGAAAGAGAUUUGAAAAAGGAACAAGAAAGAAUUCAAAAGGAAGAAGAUAAACGAGUUCGUGAAGAAGAAAGAAAGCAAAGACUCGCCGAAAAAGAAGCAGAAAAGGAAUUAAGAAGGAAAAAACUUGAAGAAGAGAAAUUAGAACGAGAUAGAAAAAAGGAAGAAGAAAGAUUAAAGAAAUUGGCUGAAAGAGAGGAGAAAGAAAAACAAAGAUUAGAGAAGAAAAUACGACUUGAAGAAGAGAAACGAAAACACGAAGAAGAAAAAAGGAAAUCUGAAGAAGCUAAGAAGAAGGCAGAGGAAGCUAAGCAAAAAAGUCAAAAGAAAAUCUCAUCAUUCUUUACUGUAAAUAACAACAAAACUUGUGCUAAGAAAUUAGAAUCGGAUACGUAUGAUCGAGUCUUUUUACCAUUUUUCCAAAAGACUAAUGUAUCAUUAUCAAACGGGUUUAAAUUAUCAAAUGAAAAGUUGACCAAAUCGGUAUUAGAAUUUGAUAACUUGUUCAAGAUGGAUGGAAAGAAUUCAAAUUUAAUUAAUGAUUUUCAAUCCACAAUGAAAUCAUAUUCGAUGAAGAAGUCCAAAUCCAUAAAUAUAACUGAUGUUCAUGUAUCUCCAGAAGAAAUUGUCAAUGCGUUAAACUCUUCAAGUAGUACCGAAGAACAUAUUCAAAAAAUGGUACAAAACAUUUCUCCAGUGAAAUACUUACAAUUUUAUGAAAACUCUAAACCACCAUAUAUUGGGACCUGGUGUUCCAAUGAACAUAUCAAGGUUAGAAUCCCAUGUACAGACCCAUUCAACACAACCAUCAGCGGUAUGGAUUACGAAUAUGAUUCAGAUUUUGAAUGGAAUGAAGAUUCGGGAGAAGAAGGAGAAGGAGAGGAUAUUGAUAAUGAAGAUGAUGAUGAAGAAGAAGAGGAAAUUGCAGAUGAAAGUGAAUUUGAAGAUUUUGUUGAUAGUAAUGAUGUACAAAAGAGAAAGAAGAAAUUUAUUGGACCAUUGGUAUCUAUAAGUUUAUGGAAUGAUGGAACAGAUGAUGAAUUCUUCUCUCUGAUGAAAUAUGAGCCAAUAAGGUCUACAGUUGAAUUCCCUAUUGACCCAUAUGGAGAUUAUUCUAAAUCGAAGCUGCGAAUUGUAUCAACGAACACUACUUCUGACAAGGUAUCUACCAACACCAGUACUAAUACAAGUAAUGUUGCUAGUACCGAUGAAAAUUGCAACGACUCUUCUACACCUUCUUUAACCGAUAAACCCGAGAAAACUGAUACUACUGCUACUUCCGAUACAUCUGGACUUCCUACUAAAAAAACUGUAUCUACCGAUUCUACAGGUUCUAUCGCAGCACCAAAAGUAUUAAUACCACAUAAACCCAAAAUCACUGAGACAAACAUUUUAAUUGAGUUAAUAAAAUUUGUUGAAGAGAAUAAUGAUUUUACAAUUGGUACAUUGGUUGAUAUUGCCCAAAAGAAGUUCAAAUCAUUUACAAAAAGCAUAAUCAAAAAUACAAUUCAAGAUAUUUCUUCUUAUAAUAAGAAAUCAGGAAAUUGGGAAAUUAAUAAAGAUUUAAAAGAGAAUUUAACUAAACAACAAGUAUAA